This is a messenger RNA of Labrus bergylta (ballan wrasse), 1807 nucleotides long. RefSeq names its product protein kinase, AMP-activated, gamma 3a non-catalytic subunit (gene prkag3a). Gene Ontology annotation, molecular function: protein kinase binding; protein kinase regulator activity; AMP binding. NCBI's taxonomy places the organism in Eukaryota, Metazoa, Chordata, Actinopteri, Labriformes, Labridae. Gene Ontology annotation, biological process: regulation of catalytic activity; protein phosphorylation. Gene Ontology annotation, cellular component: nucleotide-activated protein kinase complex; nucleus; cytoplasm. The record is from RefSeq and is a predicted model, not a curated record.
CCACUUGAGAGUUCCUAAUAUAGACCCGACUGCUUCGUAGAAAAGGGUAACAAACCGAGCAGAAAAGUCACCCCACGGCUAGAAAACAACUUUUUCAUGGCCACACAACAGAAGAAUGGAGCCGCUCUCACAGGUGAAGUGUUGCUUCGGGAUGAAAGUGUGUCAUACACAGGAAAGAAGCAGGACAUGAAGAAACAAGAUGUUGAUGCCACAGUCUACAUGAAUUUCAUGAAAAGUCACUGCUGCUACAACGCCAUUCCGACCAGCUGCAAACUGGUCAUAUUUGAUACCAAACUACAAGUGAAAAAGGCCUUUUUUGCACUGGUGGCAAACGGCUUGAGGGCUGCGCCUUUAUGGGACAGCAAGCUUCAGAGAUUUGUGGGUAUGCUGACUAUCACGGAUUUCAUCAACAUCCUGCAUUGCUAUUACAGAUCUCCUCUGGUUCAGAUGCACGAGCUGGAGAACCACAAGAUCGAAACAUGGCGAGGUGACUCAUUUCAAAACGUCUACCUACAGUCUUCAAACCACUUCCUUAUAAGCAUCUCUCCAGAGGCGAGCCUCUUUGAUGCCAUCUAUUCCUUAUUAAAAUACAAGAUCCACAGGCUGCCAGUCAUCGAUCCAGAGUCGGGGAAUGUGCUGCACAUCCUGACACACAAAAGAAUCCUCAAGUUCCUCCACAUAUUUGGGAAAAAAGUUCCCAAACCCGCGUUCGUCGGAAAGCAGAUCCAGGAGCUCGGGAUCGGAACGUUCAGGAACAUCGCCACAGUUCAGCAAACGGCAACACUUCACGACGCUCUCUCUAUAUUUGUGGAAAGGCGAGUGUCAGCGCUGCCUGUGGUGGAUGAACAAGGGAAAGUGGUGUCACUCUACUCAAGAUUCGACGUCAUUAACCUCGCUGCCCAGAAGACUUACAACAAUCUGGACAUGACGAUGCAGGAGGCGGUCCGCAGGCGCACCUGCUUCUUUGAGGGAGUAUUGAAGUGUUACCCUGAUGAAACUCUGGACACCAUCCUCGAUCGUCUCGUCAAAGCUGAGGUCCAUCGGCUGGUCCUGGUGGACAGGGCUGACGUGGUGAAGGGCAUCAUCUCUCUCUCUGACCUGCUGCAGGCCAUGGUCCUAACCCCCGCAGGUAUUGAAGCCCUUUUGUCCUAGCACCUGGAGAGGGGGGGGGUGGCUGAGCGUCUUAUUCCCUCCUUUACCUUCUGUGUAGGCUCGAACCAUGAGCAAUUUGAACUGCCAGAAAUCAGCUUGUGACUAAAAUGAGAGACCACAGGAGGAGGAAUAAUUCCCUGACUGUGCUGCUGUUGACAUUGUCGUCUGGUCACAAUAAAGGAAGUCAGCUGUCCUUGAUGCUGUCUAUAAUGCAGGCUUUCACAACUGUGGGGUUGGAAUUCAAAUGGGGUCGCCUGACAUUUAUAUUUAUUGAUCAAUAUAAAAAAUAUAUUGAACACAGGCUACUGUGGGUCAAAUGCCAAUACAGGAAACUUGAGGAGUCUGUCUGUCAUCCACUGUGCAGAAAUGUCACCCCAGCCUCUCUUCCUCUGUCCACAAUACUAAACACCAAACAGCCUAAAAAAUUCACUUGAAACACAGUACAAAAAAACAAUCCCAUGAUUCAUUGAGCAAAAAGCUGUGUGUCUGUUUUAGAUGUCUGGGGUCGCCACAGUUUUGUGAAUUCAAAGUGCGACCACGAGGAAUGGGGAACCGCUGCCGUAAUGGCUCGAUUUGAUCAAAUUGAUCAAUAUUUUAAUGUUUACUCAUUACUGUUUUUUUUUUUUUCUGUAUUAAACAUUUGUAUCGAAACGAA